Messenger RNA from Gadus morhua (Atlantic cod), 1529 nucleotides. Its product is annotated as ubiquitin carboxyl-terminal hydrolase 37-like. Lineage: Eukaryota; Metazoa; Chordata; Actinopteri; Gadiformes; Gadidae. Gene Ontology annotation, molecular function: cysteine-type deubiquitinase activity. The record is from RefSeq and is a predicted model, not a curated record. The transcript is spliced from 10 exons. Bases 411 to 1328 code for a protein of 305 amino acids. Gene Ontology annotation, biological process: G1/S transition of mitotic cell cycle; protein deubiquitination. Gene Ontology annotation, cellular component: cytosol; nucleus.
GUGUCUCCCCCACUACAUGUCUCCCCUCUUCUUGUGUGUCCCCCACUACAUGCCUCCCCUCUUCUUGUGUCUUCCCGACUACAGCUCUCCCCUAUUCUUGUGUCUCCCCCACUACAUCCCUCCCUGUUUCUCAUCACCCCGCCUCUCUCUUCUCGUCCCCAUCCUCCCCUGUUCCGUUCCCUGUUCCUGUUCUUCUGUCCUCUGGUAUCUCCCCAAUAACUGUGUCUCUUUCUCCCUCCCCCCCCUCCUCUCUCUCUCCAACAGGAAUCCUGGACCUUCCAGAUGUCAUCACCCCCAGCAGCAGAGAUGUCUCCUCCCCACCAGGACGGUCAUCAGAUGUCGGUGAGCAGAGCAGCAAAGGGACCUCAGAGGACACCACCCUGCCUGAUGAGGAUGUACUGGGGAAUCAAAUGGUACCUGCAGUAGCUGGGAGUGAGCUCAAUGAGGUGGACCCCACUGGGCCUCCUGCCCAGACAACAGAGUUCUCCCGGCCUCGUCGCUUCUCAUCUCUGCAGUGUCAGCCUCAGAGGGACGAGGUCAGCCGGCUGCGGGCCUCCUCUGGUAGGAGCAAGACCCAGCAACACCAGGAGGCCCUUGGCUUGCCCAACAUUGGAAACAGCUGCUUCCUGAACGCGUCCCUGCAGUGUCUCUACAGCCUGCCCUGCUUCUGCAGUGACAUCACGGGGCAGGAGGACCUCUGGAGCCCCCGGAGAAGAACCAAGCUGAAGCUGCUGAGGUACUUGGGGGAGCUAUAUAAAUCCCGGCAGGGUGAGGGCUCCUACAAAGGCAAGCGCCGGCUCCUUUGGUCCAUCAAGAGCAGUCUGGCAGAGUUCAACGAGGAGUACGAGCAUAUCACUGAGCAGGAUGCUCAUGAGUUCCUGCUCCUCCUCUUCAUGAAGAUGAAGAUGGAAGGUGAGACACUGCAGGAGAUCUCCAAGUCACCCAGCUAUAUCUGCCCCGUCCAGAACUUUGAGUUCAGACUGCAGUGUGUACGCACCUGCACCAGCUGCGGUGACAAGGUCUUCCAGGAGGAGGAGCAGAACCACUUGUCCUUGGACCUCCACCCGUCGUUGAUAGCUGGCCUCCAAUUCUACUUCAAACCUUCAGAGUUGGAGUGCACCUGCCGGCAGUGCUCUGGAUGCCAGGCAACAGCGGUUCGGCAUUUCCUCACUCUGCCCAGAGUGUUACUCCUUCACAUGAAGCGCUUCCACCACGACGGGGCACGGUUGAGGAAGGUGACCGAUGCUGUCAGCGUUCCUCCAUGGCUGUCUCUGGCCUCCCUCGUUGGAGAGCAGGGUGCUGCAGCUAGGAUAGACCCACUGAGGUAAGAGAUAAGGAAACAGACUACGACGGUAGGCAGUGCGUUGUGCUUCAUGGAAACAGAUUGGGCGGGUUGGGAGUGGUGGGCGUCAUUGAAACAGAGUCAGAUGAAUCUAGAUUGGUAAUCCGGCCAUAAGCUCCCCUGCCUCUUAUAGAGGACCUCACGCAACCAUUUUAGUGUUUAAUUUACGAUCCUCAAUAUGAUUAAU